Molecule: messenger RNA, 12619 nt
Organism: Monomorium pharaonis (pharaoh ant)
Lineage: Eukaryota; Metazoa; Arthropoda; Insecta; Hymenoptera; Formicidae
Gene: Cad89D
Product: cadherin-89D
Exons: 22
Coding region: 6096-11897 (1933 amino acids)
Biological process (GO): homophilic cell-cell adhesion
Cellular component (GO): plasma membrane; cell-cell junction
Molecular function (GO): calcium ion binding
Source: RefSeq, a predicted model, not a curated record
AUAAUACUUUCUACAAUAUUUUAUUACUGCAUACAAUACUAAUAAUAAUUAUAAUAUUCACAUAGUGAUAACUAGAGAAUUAAUAUAUCAACAGUAAUAAUUAAAAUGUGUACAUUCUAUACACAUAGGUGCGUUUUUGUUAGUCGAAUCUCUACUUUUUUCAUGAAUAAUUUUCAGAAUGCGCGGAUUGCGUAUCGUUAAUUAAUUAAUCGUUCAGCAAACUCAUCAGUCGCGUAUUCAAUUGAUUAAUAAUAACGCGCGGUUUCGAGGAUACGGUAUCCGCGUUGUUCGCUCGUGAGAUACCUACCGAAUCGAGUGCAUCGCUGAAGUGCGCUUCGUCCCGCUAAACCCGGCGAAAUCCUUCAUUAGUCCGUGCGACGAUCCGCUCGAGCGUGUUCAUUCGAGCGUGACGCGCGACGCUCCAGCAUCCAGCGCGGUCCACUACCAUGGUCCAAUGGUCUUUGGUAGUUUCUUAUCCCGCAGCGCGCUCAUGUCUUCCUGAAUAAUUUCCUAAACCAGUAUACGCGGAAACCAGAUCGAGAUCGAGAUCCAAAUACUAAAAUCUGGCGUAGACGAAUCUCGAAUGACGUUUGAUCGCCGCUGCAAAAUUUCAAAGUUAAAUGGACUAGAACAUCGUAUAACUCUACCAAGUAACGAAAAGAUAGGGCACGUUUAUAUCCGCUGAAAUUAUUAUUUAAGAACUUUAGUGAUUGAAGUUUGCGUUUCCCCGUUUUAUUUCUCUUCCUUGCGGCGAUCGAGUUUGCAUAACUCGCAUCAGCGUGUCCGGCAAUCGAAAUGCCAGAUAAUAGAAAGCCAAUGUAAUAUGGAUUGUAUCCGUGUAUCUGCAUUGUACUGUACGCACAAUGACAUGAAAUAUUAUUAUGAUACGCGCAUUAUUACAGAAAAUCGUCUGUCUGCCUUUCGUCUGUCUUUCUUAGUUAGAAACGUAAAACUUGAAAACUUUAAUUCUAUCUCGAUGCAAACGUUUUCUUUACUUCUUUACGAAGGAAUUUUCGCACAAAUUAAAAAGAAAAAAAAAAAGGUAAUUUUGGACAAAAUAAGUAGCAGCAGGUGCUUUUCCCGCGUGGAAAAAAAACAAAUGUCUACUUAUGUCUGGCAAUCUCUCGUGCGUUUAUCUCACUCUCAAUGAAACAGGUAACUCGCUAUUUCUAGAUCUAAUAAUUUCGCUCUCCAUCGAACAGUUAUGUAAUUGGUGCAGGUAGCAUUGCCGAUCGUGCUGUGCGUGUAUGCUCCUCUUAGGUAAUAACAAUCAAUCAGGUUCCUCGAGUGUAAGGCAGAGCGGGAUGGAAAGUAGUCUCUCUCUCUCUCUCUCUCUCUCUCUCUCUCUCUCUCUUUCUCUCGGUACGUUUAUUUCGUCUUCCAGCGGCAUGACUCGAGUUAUCGUCCUUGGAUACGACCGUCAUUUCGGAGUAAAGUGUAAUCAACCGCGACGGAUAAUACCUCCUUGAUCCGACGCCGCCGCUACGAAUGGAGAGAGCGUCCCCUUGAACUCUGAGGCGAGAGAGGAAAGUUCGCCGUCGUCGUCGUUGUCGUCGGAUAAAGUGAAAAAUCGACGCGGAUCAGCGCGGGGGCACACUUUCCUCGGUGUGCUUUCGAUUGAUUUUAAAGUGCGCGAGACGUCGCCGUCCGAGAAAAAGGCGCGCCGACAUUGUCCGCGGCGCGGCAGGCACCUCACGACUUAUCGUAAAUCGCGAGAAAGAAAAAUAGCAUUCCCGCUUUGCGCGCGCGGCGCGGCACGAUGGCCCGCUUUUCACACACAUUCCGGAGUUGCUCCGUGAGGAGUAUGAUAUCAUGAAUAACGAUUUCGGGCAUGCAACACUGGCAAGCGUGUCCGCGCGAAUAACUGCGCUGUUGUCCAUAAAAAAAAAUUUUAAUUUGUCUCUUUCAGCGAAUAAAGGUUAGUUAGAAAUUAAUGAAGAUGAACGUGAUUUUCGGAUAAUGAUUACGGAGAUACACGUAGAAAGAUAUUUAUUCUAUUACCAAUAAAAACAAUUACUCAAUUUACUUUUUUCCUUUAAAUAAAUAACGGUUAUCUUUAACUGUUAUCAAGCAUAUUUUCUUGAUAAUAGUCUUAAAAUAUACUUAUCACAAAUUUUAGAAAAACUCAUUAUCAUAUACUUGAAAAAAGAAUUUAUACUUUUUCGAAGAAUAUUGUAAAAUUGAAUUGAAGGAAAGUUAAGGUAAUAAAUAAAUCCAAUUUUUAUUUCAACUUAAUAUUCUUAAUAACAGUAAGUUAAUUCUCCGACCGAUAAAUGUUUUAAACAUAUGAGAUAAAGUUAAGAUUGCUUAUUCGAUCUGCAGCGGAUUUUGGUGCUGAAUACAAUUUUUCUGUUAAUUUAAUGUUCUUAGCUCUCCUAUAAACUGCUUAUAUAAGCUUAGUAAUUGUGUUUCAAGACUGACGAAAAUUGUCGGCGCCUAGUUUACAGCUAAGAAUAUUAAAUUAAUAGACAAAUUAUAUUCAGUAUCAAAAUCCGUUGCAGACUGAAUAGGCGAUCUUAACUUUACUCAUACGUUCAAUAUUCUUUAUAAAAGUAUUAAAUUACUAGAAUUUAGAAUACAUUUUGUUACUUGUGACGAACUUAUAGAUUUCCGGAUAUGUAAACUUAUAAAUUAUUUAAAAUAAAUGAUACUUUUAAUCCAACUACACAUUCUUCUGUGUGUACACAGAAGUUUAUUUUAAGUAUAUCUCACUUGUUUAUAAAUUAUGAAUAUAUUUUAAGACUAUUUAUCAAGAAGAUAUUCUUUGUAAAGAUAACCGUUACUUAAAACAAGAAAACUAAAAUAACAUACUGCUUUUCUUAGCAUGAGAAUAAAUUUUUCUGCAUGUAUAAUCGCUUCUCUUAUCUAGAAUUUGUCUCGCAAUUUUCCUAUUUCGAACAUGUCAGAUAAUUCUGUAGCCAGCAAGUGUCAUUAUUCUCAGAUAUCGCAAAUCUGUCGAAGUCAGGUCCAUUUGAAAUUCAAUGAAGGGCAAUCUUUCGCCGCGUGUGCGCUCGCACGUAAUUUAACUUUCGAAGAGCGCUCUUUAUUUACGGUCGAUCAUAACUUAGGGAACAUUGGCUCCUCUCGAUAUUUUUGCUUUAUUAAGGAAAGACUCCCAAAUUGGUCUCGAAGUAUUUCGCAUAUAGGUAUAUAUCGAUGCGAACAUUGGAAACACUGGCUUGCGACCCUGCUGGCACACGAAACGAAAUUCUCUUAAAUACUGGCCUGUCCGCUGCAGUUUUCAGCCCGAGGCCUCCUAAGGUCGGUCGGCGCAAACCAAUGCGACAUCCGCGCGAUCGAUUAUUUCGACAGCUGUAGUAAAACAAUCGGCUUUCACGGCUUUCGGCCGGAGUCAUUAGGAAUCGCUUUAUCGUGAUAUAAACGGGGCCAAGGCUGAGACGCAAAACGCGCGAGAAUGGUAUGGCGCUUUCAGGAUUCGGUGAAUUUGCGAAUCACUCGCGGGGAAAGAGAAAUGGAACAUUCGACGGUAUACCACAAUACGCGAAAUAACAGGCGUGCAAUACAUCACGCGGAAGGUUGCGCAAGAAAGCGGACCCGAUGACAGGCUAGCCAUUUAUAUAAAUCGACGUGGAACAGUCUACGUCAAUGACACAAUUCAUACGCGAUACCUACGUAAUUUUGUUACUUGACGAUUGCCUUUGACGUUGGAUACUUCCUUUCACUUUUACAUUCUGUCAAGUUUGGACUACAGCAAUAUUCUCCCCCUCCACCACGCUCUUCUAUCUUUCGUGUGCAUAUAAUCGAAAGUACCAAUAAUCUUUCCCAAACCCAAAUCGUUUGCUCCCGCCGACAUCGCUCACGAAAGUCGUAAAGACGAAGGCAAGGGUCUAGAGUGCGAAGAUACGGAAAAAAACAAAGUAGGAAAAGAGUCGCCUUUAGACGAGACGGCGCCGACGGUUAUUAUCUUUUCCCUAUACGACAAACAAGUUGUGCAGCGUAACGGUCCAGAAACGCAAUAAGAGGAGCGAAAACAUUCGGCGAAAUUCGCAUUUAAGUAAGCGCAAGUGUUAAUGAAGACUACCAUAUGAUUCGCAAGCUGACCGGAUUCCUGCUUGAUGUGUAUGUCCCCUUGGUAUCGAUUGUCAUUAAAGUAAAAUUAAUCUUGUAAUAUGACAGACGCAAAUUAGCGGCCAGAGGUGAACCGACGAACGAAAGUAGACGCCGAAGACUUUCUUGUCUCUUGGCACGCUUAAUAAUGUUAUGCAAAUGUCAAUGUGAUGAAACUGUACUGCCAUCACUUGCGAAAAAGCUCAUUAUGCGAACGGAUAAAUUCUAUGGCCCGUCACGGUGAAAUCUGUGUGGUGUUAUUAUCUGGAUUCGCGAUUGCGCUAUCGCGCUUGUUGUACCGGCUGAUUGAUCUUCUUAUACUUCACUAGAUAUAUCGUUUCGCGCUAUAUCCAAUUGAAAGUAAAGCGACCAAUUAGAUUUUAAAAGCCACGAUAUAAAACAUGUAAUAUCAGAAUGAAUAAAAAAUAUGAUGUGAAAAAGUCACUUUCUGAAUUGCUGCGUUAUAAUUCGAUGGAAUAGAAGUUGCGUGUCUGCACUCCGCUUAAAAAGAUUCUAUCUAGAACAACAGAUUUUUAAUUAUUUUUGAAAGGCAAUGGCAAAGCACUAAGAUUAUCAAGACAGCCAGAUACAUGGAGCUUGCAUGAGCUUGCAUUAAAUGGAGAUCACGAUUGUCAAUCGUGCGAACUUUGAGAAAGAAUUAUAGUUAAGUCAUCGUUACGAUUGAAAAAUUAAGUUUUACAAUUAUUAAUUGCUCUUUCCUAUUCUUUAAAAAUCAUGAAAGAUGCUUUAUUUUGCUUUUAGUGUGUCUUCGUACAAUUCAAAAAUUUUAAUCCACACUUUUGAUUGAUUUUCGUAGAAAACUACCUUACUGUGUUAACAAAUUUUUAUGCAAUUAUAACAAAUAUAAUCGCUAAUUUUAUUCAGCUGCAAAACUCUGCUUUAACAUAGAAAACUGGCUGUCCGGAUAGAUCUGCCGAACCAGAGAAGUUUCUUUUAGUACAUUGUUUUAACAAAUCUUUUUUUUUCCGCACAGUUGUAAAAUGCGCACAGGUAAAAUUUUUACACUGAGAAAUUCGUCGUGAAUUUUGAAAGGCAACGCGCCAAGAUGAAAUAAUCUCACUGUCGGCUUUCAACGAACUCCACGAAAGGUCCAUGAACUUAUCGCGAAUGUCAUAAUAGUACAGGUGCAUCUUCGGCCCCUUCGAACGCCCGAGGAUCUAAAGCUCAGGCCGCCGGAGCCCAUUACGAUGCGGUCCAUCGAGGAGCAAGCGGUGCACCGAAGGGGGUCCAGAGGUGAAGGAAGUAAGGUUUCCUCGCGCUGCUACACGGCAAGCGGGGUGACGGUGGUCAGUGGCCGUGCUGAAAGCGAAAGGACGUCCGUCCGCUCCGGUCGAGAAAGGGGGGUAUAAACCCAAGAGAGUAGGUACACGGCUAUGUGCAGCGGACACUUAGCCAUUCCUUCCUCGCGCGUUCGAGGCGCGUUCAUCAGCGUAGCAGCAGCGGGGCAGGUCGGCCUGAAAUCGAUUCAGCCGCGAGGGGGGACGCGGACGUGUUUCAGGCCUCUCCGCAGGAGAGUCUCCCUCCUCCCUUCGCGGGGAGGGAAAACGCAGGUGCGUGUACCGAAAGUGGCGAACGCGAGCGAUCAACAUCCAGCGGCCAAUGCCAGUCACUCGUGAAACGUGAAACGCGAAACUGGGCGAAAGUUUCGUGCCGUGCCCACCGUGGUGGACAGCGAAGGAGAAAGAGAAAGAGAGGGAGAGAGAGAGAGAGAGAGAGAGAAAGAGGGUAAUACACUCGGAGGAAUCCCAGAGGAGAUUUCAUUCGACAGACGGCCGCGUCGAGUACGUGCGCUCGCUUCCAUUAUCCAUCGGAACGGGAGUUACGAUCGAGAGUGUCGCGCGGAGUGUCCUCGGAGAGUGCACGCGAGACCUUGGGUUUCCGGUGCGACCGAAGGAACGGGCUCCUCGGAGCCGCCCCAGAGCUUCCGCCGGCGAAGGUUGACCGAGGGAUGUGCGAGGCUACAACGUGACUGACGCGCAGAGACCGGAAGCAGAGGAAGCCCAAAAAUGUCACCGCGAAGGAGGACGUCUACCUUUCCACCGCCUCAUUUCUGGCUGAUCACGGUGGUUCUGCUGAUCUUCCCCGGCCACGUUCAGCGUGUAACAGGAUGUCAGUUCUAUCCUGUCGGGGAGUACCUGAAAUUCGUGAGGGUACCGGAGAAUCUCGGAACGGGGACUGAAAUUCUUUCACUGGAGGCACAUCCGAGAAAUCGGCUCGCCAUUAAGCCGGUCGACAAGGAGGAGGACGCCGGCUUCUUCGCCUACAAGGAAACGAACGAGACGCACGUUUCCCUAAUUCUGGCGCAAUCUCUGGAGGACCUGGUGGACGCGGAGUCGCCGAGGAACCUAUUAAAAUUUCGAGUCUCCUGCGACUCGGGCUCUGGUGACACGCUGGUAUCGUCGCAUUUGUCGGUGACGAUCUACGUGGAGGAUAUAAACGACCACGCGCCACAAUUUGUCGAUGCGCCUUAUCACGUGACGGUGGACGAGCUCACGCCAGUCGGUGUGACGAUAUUUCGCGGAAUCCACGCGGUGGAUGGCGACAAGCCAAACACGCCGAACAGCGACGUCUAUUACGCUAUCGUGAAGGGGAACGAGCAAGGGAAAUUUUCCCUCGAGUCCGGGCACAGGACCGCCCUGAUACUCCGAAAGCCGGUCGACUACGACAGCGGAGAUCGCGAAUUCACCUUGGUCAUUACUGCGACCGAUCGCGGCGUCCCCGCCAGGAGCACGAAUAGCACCGUGAAGAUUACCGUGGUGGACAAUGAUGAUCUUGAUCCGAAAUUCACGCGGGACAUCUACAAGGCGAAAAUUUACGAAUUUUAUCCUAUGCCGGACUAUCCAAUCUUCUCAGAGAUCAACUUUACCAAUCCGAUUCACGCGGCCGAUCGCGAUCGCGACAUAAAUGUGCCAGUACGAUACGACAUAAUAUCCGGGAACGAGAGAGGUUUCUUCCAACUCGACCCGAAGAACGGUUCGCUCUUCCUGAAACGCGCGAUCGAUCUGGACGCAGAGCGGAGCUUGCCGGGCAAUACGUUCAAUCUACAGAUUCACGCAUCGCAGGUGGACAACCCGUUGAAGAUGACCGUAACGCGGGUAGAGGUGGAAGUGCUGGACCUGAACGACAAUCUGCCACAGUUUGAGGUCGAUCUUUACAACAUCAGCAUCGUGGAAAAUCUGCCGAACGGCUUCAGCGUGCUGCAGGUGAUCGCGCGCGACAAGGACCAGGGCGAGAACGGGGAGUUCGAUUAUCGGCUGGAGGAUCCGUCGGGCGCCUUCUCCGUGGACCCGGCGUCCGGCUGGCUUACUGUAAAGGAUCAGACGGUUCUGGACCGCGAGAAGCGCGAUCAUUUGAAGAUGAAGGUCUACGCUGUGGAGCACAGGCCGAGCGUCAUCGUGACGAGCAACGGAUCGAAGGGAUCUUCCGUGGAUGUUGAGAUCAGUCUCCUCGACGCCAACGACAACAAUCCCAUCUUCGUGCCGGGCAAUCUCUACGAGUUGGUGACGAGGAGUGACGUGAAGGUUGGAACGGUGUUGGGCCAGGUGCACGCGGUGGACGACGAUCUAGGUCCCAACGGAUUGGUCCGCUAUCGAUUGCAGAAGCCUGGGAACUCUACGAUUCGAAAACCGCCGUUCACAGUGGACGAGGGCACGGGCCUGAUCACGGUGUCGGAGAGCCCGAUACUCGAGGGUAGACACGCGAUUUUCGUGGAGGCGGCUGAUCAGCCGGCGAAUCCCAGUGAGAGAAGAUUCUCCUUAGCGGUUGUCACAGUGGACGUUUUUCGAGCGGACGGUCCAAAUUCGUGGGAGCCAGAUUUCGUCGGCGCGCCCUACGAGUUCUGGGUCGGUGCGAACGUGCCCGUGGGUACCAGCGUCGGGCAGAUUCGCCUAAACGACGCCGUCAAAACCAACGACCUUAUCUACGAUCUUCUGCACGGUUACGAGGAGGGAGUUCCAUUUGCCGUGGAGGAGCGCUCGGGCACGAUAACGGUCGUGGAGGAGAUCGAGCGCUUCGACCGUUCCAUAUACGACUUCGAGGCGAUCGUCACCGACGAGAGGGAGCUGACGCUGAUCACGAACGUUUCGAUCCACGUGGUGGAUCCGAGCGACGACCGGGGUAUCUUUACAAAGGGAACGACCACGGCUCCUCUGAUUUUCCAUGUGAGGGAGAACGUUCCUGGCGCAUUGAUCGGCCAAGUGCUUCCGCACAAUGGUACAACGGCGUCUAUGUCCGGCACUCAGUUUCUUAUCGUCAAUCAGCAGGAUGUGCCUGACAUCGCCAUCAUGGACGACGGUUCUCUUUACGCUCCUCAGGGUUUGGAUCGCGAGACGCGGGAGAACUACAGCAUCACCGUGAUUGCCGAGAGUUUGCGCGGCGUGGGCGUGUUUCAGGUGCGAAUAAUCGUGGACGACGAAAAUGAUCACGCACCGGAAUUCACGUCGGCCGCCUACGAAGGCCGGAUUAUGGAGAACAGUCCUGCGGGAACGGAAGUUACUUUAACAAAUCCGAUUGCGGCGAGCGAUAAAGACGAGGGCGAAAAUCGGGACUUUACGUUUACAUUGCGGGGCGACGAGAGCGAUCUGUUCAGGAUAGAUCCGAUAACGGGCCGGGUGUACUUCGUGGGUAUCGACGGCAGGACCUUGGAUCGCGAGACAAGGGCGAGCUAUGAAUUCCAAGUUAUCGCCACUGACAGCGGUGGUCUACAGUCGGAAAGCACUCUGAGAAUAAUGGUGCUCGACGUGAAUGAUAACCCUCCGAAGUUCAUACGGAUGGUAGUCCUGCCGGAUCAGGGAGUGCGGGUAUCGUAUAAUCCGAGUGACGAUACGAAUUCUGCCGAGAAGGACGAGGUAGGGGAUGGAGGAUCCGAAAAUUCGGUGGACGCUGGGCGGCGCUCGCCGUUACUGUUGGUGCCGGAAAACACGACGAUUGGCGUGCCGAUAAUACGUCUGCUGGCGGACGACAAGGACGAAGGCGCGAACGCGGCGAUAACGUACAGUCUGGGCAACGAGACCGCUUCCAUCGGGGUUCGAUCGCGUCGUUACGACGCGACUAGUCGCCGUUACUUCCAUCUCGAUUCGCGUACGGCCGAGAUAUCCGUCGCCCGGGGUCUCCCGCCGGAGAAGGACAUCCGGCUGUUCGUCCUGGCGAGGGACUCCGACGGUCUCGCGGAUAACAUCACCGUCAGGAUUCACGUGACAGACGUGAACGACCACGCACCCGUCUUUGACAAGUCUUGGUACACCUUCGACGUGGCCGAGGGCGUUUACUCGAAUCACGUUGUCGGUACGGUGCAAGCGCUCGAUGCCGACUUCGGCGAGAACUCCAAUCUCAGUUACGAGCUGGUUACCAGCCACGAGGACUCGAAGCGAAUUGGCAACGCGUCGCGUUUGUUCGAGGUGGAUCCACACGAGGGAGCGAUACGAGUGAGCGGGGCUCUCGAUCGAGAAAGAGCCACGACUCAUCGUCUCCUCGUGAUCGCUCGCGAUCAGGGUCUACCGAGUCUAAGCUCCUCCGUGGAAGUGGAGAUAAACGUGUUGGACGUGAAUGACAACGCGCCGAUGUUCCACGGCUACGACGAGUUAGACGAGGACGGUCGAUAUCCGGUCUACCGGGUCUCCGUCCUGGAGAGUAGUCCAGUUGGCACGCAAAUCGCCAAGGUGUACGCAAACGACAGCGAUUUCGCUGGCAAUGGGAACGGACUGAUUCUGUUCGAUCUGAACUAUCAGGAUCACGCAGACAAACAGUAUUUCGCGGUGGACAGCAAGGAGGGUGUCAUCACGACUAUCGCCAAGCUCGACUACGAGACCAAGAACAAUCAUCGUUUGAUCGUCACGGCGAGUGAUCUCGGCUCACCGAUCAGUUUGACCUCUUCGGCCAUGGUCCUUGUUACGGUGUUGAACGUUGACGACGAUGACGAGGAGACGGACAAUGAGGUACUCAAGAUGCCAACUUUCCGACAUCGAUAUUACGAAGUGGAGAUCGACGAGAACGCUUCCGUGCCGUUGCUGAUCGCACAGCUCGAGCUCACCGAUGAUCGUCACAGCGAAUACAUAAGAUAUAGCGUCGUGGCUGACGGUUCUGACAGCCGGCAGCAUUUCUCGGUCGAUCCUAAGAACGGCUCCCUGUACCUGAUGACGGAGAUCGAUCGGGAGGCCAGAGAUCGGUACGAAGUAAAGGUCAGGGUCGACCGACUGAAGCUCGGCCGUGACAUGCCGGUUAUGAUCUACCCGGUCGUUGGCGAGAGGCUGAAUGGACUGGCGCCUAACGAAGCCAGAGUGGUCGUCAGAGUGAAGGACGUGAACGACAACGCGCCCAGAUUCAAGACAAAGGACAGGCCCAUCCUCGCCGCUAUACCCGCCACUGCUCAUUACGGUUACGAGGUCGUCAAAGUGGAGGCCGAGGAUCCGGACCUGGGAAUAAAUGGUGAGAUACGCUACCAAAUUCUUGGCCGGGAAGACGCUCCGCGUUUCGCCAUUGACCCACUCAGCGGUCAAGUGCGAUCCGUGGCGAGUUUUGGCCGCGACGCUGGCCGCGUCUUCGGUUUCGACGUCAAGGCCACUGACAGACAGGGCGCCGAGAGCGGGCGCAGCAGCAUCGCCAACGUUUUCGUAUACGUGUUAGACGAUCAGAAGCAAGUUGUCAUGGUCAUGGGCCGGAAGCCUAUCGAGAUCGAGCCGGAGCUCGAGAACAUCACCAUCGCGUUGCAGAAUCUCACCGGGUUGGACGUGCGGGUGAGGAAGCUGGAACCUCACAUCGAGAAGAACUUGAUCGACGGAGCCUCUACUGACGUUUACUUGUACGCGAUUGACCCUCAUCUGAACGUUAUGGUAGACAUGGAAACUUUGCACAGCGUUUUUAAUAACAAGAAAACGGACAUAAAACGUGAACUGGAUGAAUAUCGUGUACUGGAAAUCGCUGGUAACGCUCCACGUAGAAGCAGCCAGCGUUACUUGCUGUCCACCCUUGAAGUCGGCGUUGUGGUGCUCGGCUGCGUCGUCUUCGUAGGCGCCCUCGUGACCGCCCUAUGUGUUACCUGCGUUCGUCGCAACAAACGUCGUAGACGACGUGACAAGGCCAUGUUUUCGACGGUCGGCCCAGUCGGAUUUGCUCUGACGGACCCCGCCGGCACUCUGCAAAAGCCGCCGCUCUUUCCCACCUUCGUCGACGGUCUCCAUUACGACCCCGAACCCUUCUGCUCCGAGAUGCCCAGGCGACAGAGCAUAUGCGAGCACGGCAACUGUGUCCGCUUUCACACAAUGGGCGGAGGCGGAAAACACGUAGUGAGGUCGACGGGUACCUUGAAAGGCCUCGAGGCAUCUGCGACAUCCUUGCAUUCCAGUGGUCAGGAUUCGGGUAUCGUAGCGCGCGCUUCUUGUCAUUGCAGUCACUCCUCCAGCCCUUCUAGUGGUGAGAGCAGCAACGGGUACGAAGACUCGCUCAAAUCCCUUCAACGUCGGGAGAGAUGCAAUGACGUCUCGCGUGGCAGCCACGAUAUCUCCAGCGUGGUCGGUAGACGCGCAGCAGCGAAACGACGGCAACGCUUCCAUUCCUUCUCGAACGCCGAAUCCGUCUAUACCCACGAGAUGACCCUGCAGCGUGAACAACAGCAGCAACAGCACUGCUGCAUCGGCACCGAGAAGAGACGGAAAGCGGAGCAUCGCCGCGCUCAUUCCGAAGCGGAGAACAAUAUCACCGAGACGGUGAUACACGAGCACCCGGGCACGGAGAUAUCGUUAGCGGGCUCCCUACCGAACACAUCGACCGUUCACGAACCAGCCACAUGCUCUACUAGCGGCGUUGAAUUGUAAAGAAAAGGAGGGAGUUCCAAAGAGCACAUUGGGAUACAACAAAUAUUGCGAAUAUUCGCCAAUUUAAUCCUCCUCUUUGUAAAUUCGCAUAUAAAUUGUAUGUGGCGUGCUCACGACCUGUCAUCUCGUUGCCAAAGUGUUCGUACGUCGUCCACAAAUUCUACAAAUCAGAGGAUCAUUCAUUUUCUGUAAAUACACGGCACCGUCUUUGGUAUUCGAUCUUCCAUGUUCUUUUCGAUUAAGAUAGAUUAGGCGAUGUCGCGGCGGCAAUUAAUACUAAGAUUAUUUAUCGCGCUAAUGAACGUGAGAUGCAAACAUGUAUAAUAUAUUAAUAUAUUGUAUAUUAAUGUAAUUGUUGUAGAUCAUGUACAGAUAUAUUUUGCAAAUAAGUCCUUUUUUUUUUAAUAGAUUGAUCACCCUGAUCAGCUAUAGAGAUCUAUUUAAUAUAUAUGCAAUGUUGUACGUUUGUAAUAUAUAAAAUGUAACAAAGUGUAACAUACGUGUAACUUAUAUCCUAAUCUCGCUGUUGUUUCUUAUUAGGUAAAUAUGUCGUAAAAAGUAUUUAAUGUAAGUAACAAAAUUUUCUUAAUUUCUAUUCUAACACGAAUGUUAGCCAUUAAUUCAUUAAUGGUCAACAUUCAUGAGUCCUACCUUUUUAGGCUAAAAGUUUUAUUAUAAAUGAAAUAAUUUUAAGGUAAUAAAUUACUUUCCUUUGACACUUC